UCCAAACUAGCACUGAAUAUUACCUGCAGAUUGUACGUUAACAUAACCUCUCUUCUGCGCGCACUGCUUCACACCAGUAGAACUUGUUUCAAACACUUUAGUGGGAGGAUACAAGGCAUGUUAGCACAGCACUCUCGUCUUGCGCGCAACCCGGAGAGUGAGAAAGAGCUCCUUCAACAGUGCUUGACGAUUGCCCGGGGCAGGGGGAAGCUUCCCUCGCAGUCAGGCAGCAGGUGCUGAGAGCACAGAUCUUGCGAGUCUGUCGAUAAGGAAUGUCAGGGUGUCUGCCGAGAGGUGGGCGAGCCGUUUGUUUCGGGUUUCAAUCCUUCUGGUUUUCUGCUCCGGCGACGGCGUGUAUGGGGACUUCCAGCGAUUGCUCAGGAGUUAUCAACGUAACCAACCCCGGGCACCCCAUAUGAAAUGGACUUGGAGCACAGGAGGAUUAGACAAGGCAGGAAACGACAGCGACUAAGAGAGAUGCACAUUUCCAAUGGCGAGGAGAUGGAAACCCUCAAGGACAACCUGAUGGACACACCCUGUCUAAAGAACCACUUUGCCAUUUGCCAAGAGGGAAGUGUCUCCUUUAAUGAGCCGACAGAGCUGAUGCUGAAUGGUAAACGGAGGAGCAGCCUUGACCCGCCAAGCAGCGAGGAAGGGAAAGAGAAGGAUGAGCAGGAGCCUAAGGCCCAGAGAAACCCCGGUACCUGUCUGUUCAGACAGCAAGGAUUGAGACCCAAGGUGGAUCUCACGAGACAGUUGGCCUUGCCGCUCAGUAACUGCGAAACCCAGGUGGACGCUCAGCUCCGACUCAACGGGGGCCAAGGGACUGCAGAGAGCUGGGCGCAGGCUGACGUGGGUGAGGACAAUACAGUUGUCACAUCAACUCCGGCAAGCUGCUCGCUGUCCGGCCGCCAGAUCGUGGGCAAGGCCGACAGCUGGCCGCACCAGCGCCUACCCACGGACAGCAGCUUCAGCACUGCCUCCAAGAGUGACUUCUCACUCAACAUGCUGCUGGCCGAGGUGGAGAGGGAUGAGGCGGGUUCCAGGCAGAGGAGACCCUCACAAGGUUCGGACCAGGAGAAAACUGCAAGGAGAAAAAUGCGAGUGUACUCAACGGAUAGUCCAAGUGAAGAGUCUUUCAGCAGUGGGAGCCUGGACUGUGAAUCCAUGUUUACAGGGACCCUGUUUGAUGAUGACUUGAAAGACAAUGAUUUCCUAAGCCAAAGCUUCUCACUGGAUGAUGAGGUUGGACCCUUGGACUCUAGUUCUGUUGAGCUCCCACUGGAUUCAAUGCCUGGACUGGAGCCUGAACCGGAAAGUAAAAGGGAAUUAGUUGCCCGGGGUCAGAGCCAGCCCCUCGCUGCAUGCAUGGAGCAAGAGAAGCGGCGGUUCUCAGCUUCUGAACUGAUAAACAGAUUGCAUCUCUCUCAGAAAAAAGUAGCACAGGCUUUGAAAAUCAGUAAGUCCCUGUCAGGAAGAUCUUCGUCCAGAGAGAAGUUGACAGCUACCAUCUCCCUUGAAGGUAGACGGAGUGCAAAACAGAAGAGUAAAUCUCUGAUUGCAAUCAACAGCAACACGUCUCCAAAGCCACAAAGGGAUGGUCUCAUCUUUGAUAGUCCUCCACCCCACACAUGGAGGUCAAGCACUCUUCAGAGGAGAGUGGGGUCAGAGGAGGAAAUAAGUGCAAAACAACAGAGAGAAAGAAGGCACUCCAGGUUUCUGAUGGGCUAUUCACCAAACAUGAUCUGCAGUGCACACCCCAGUAUUAGUGGCUCAAAUGGUUCUGUUCCCACAGCAAUCCUUUAUCAGGAGUACAGCAAUGUGGCGAGUGACCGUGAAAUCCAAAGGCAGAAGCGGGCAGACACGGUUAUUGAGGACGAUGAUGUUAUCCUCCCCAGCAAGUGCAACUCCUUGCCACAGAACCUCUUCCGGUCACAACGGCCUGCCCGGGGGAAUGCAUUUGCUCUUUGGCAGGACAUCCCAGAUGUGCGGAGAAGUGGGUUACUGGACAGAAUUGGCAAUGAGCAGAGAAAGUUACAGGAGGCCAAGUUUGAACUGGUCACUUCGGAAGGAUCCUACCUUCAUAGCCUCACCAUAACGGUUGAACAUUUCCAGAAUUCCAAGGAGCUCCAGGAAUGUCUCAAUGCCCAGGAAAAGCAGUGGCUGUUCUCAAAACUGCCUGAAGUCAAGGAAGUCAGUGAAAAGUUCCUGCAACAGCUGGAGGAGAGGCUGGAGAAGGAUAUCUUGAACUUUGAUGUGUGUGACAUUGUGUUGGCCCACUGCCCUGCUUUCAGGAGAGUCUACCUACCUUACGUCACCAACCAGGCCUACCAGGAACAGACAUACCAGCGGCUGCUGCAGGAGAAUCCCAGGUUUCCAGGUAUUUUGGCCAGGCUGGAGGAGGAUCAGAUCUGCCAGCGGCUGCCUCUCGCCUCAUUUCUAAUCCUACCGUUCCAGAGGAUAAUGCGACUGAAAAUGCUGGUGGAGAAUAUACUGAAGCGGACCAAACAGGGAUCCCGGGACGAGGAGACAGCCACAAAAGCCUUUGACAAACUCAAGAAGCUCACACAGGAGUGCAAUUCCAGUGUGCAGUCAAUGAAGAGGACAGAAGAACUCAUUCACCUCAACAACAAAAUCCAUUUUGAGAGUAAGAUUUUCCCACUGAUCUCACAGUCCCGGUGGUUGGUGAAGCACGGGGAGCUGACUGAGGUGGAUUCACAGACCAAUAACACGGCAGGGUCAAAGUUCAAGCUUUCCAACAGACCCAUCUACCUGCACCUCUUCAAUGAUUGUCUUCUGCUCUCCCGAAAGAAGGACACAGGGAAGUUUGCCGUGUUUGUCCACGCUAAGACCGAGGAGCUGAGGCCGAAGGACCUGAACAUGAAGGUGCAUGGGAUCCCAGGGCACGUCUUCCACCUUCAGCUGCUCGGGAAGCAGCACGCCAAACAGCAGAUCCUGCUGCGGGCCCGCACCGAGAGUGAGAAACAGCGUUGGAUAACGGCUAUGCUGCUCACAGAGCAAGAGACUGAGGCGGAACAGAUGGAUCUGGAGCAGGAUGACUCUCCGCAGGUUCAGUGCGUCAAGACCUACAAGCCCCUGGAAGCUGAUGAGCUGGCACUGGAGAAGGCUGAUGUCCUUGAAGUAAAGACAAGAACGAAAGAUGGCUGGAUAGAAGGGAUCCGACUGUCAGAUGGAGAGAGAGGAUGGUUUCCAGAAAGCUACGUGGAGGAGAUAACAAACCGAAAUGCCAGGAUACGAAAUCUGCGGGAAAAGAAUAGAAUUAAGCAUGCAACCCAGAAACUCCAGGAAGAACAUCAGUGACCAAUGGCAGUGCUGCUUUUAAGAACAUUUGUGGAGUGUUGGACUAUACACAUCCCAGAUUUUAGGAGCAAAUAACAGAUUCAAACGAGUCCCUGAGCAAUUUGCACUGAUUACGUUUCCCGGUGAACAUGGUUGAUUUCAGGUGCCCACAGCCAUUGAUGUAGGGAUGCGAUAGCUGGUCAUAAGUUGAAUUCCCCUCACCUAAAUAGACACCAGCUGGCAUCCUUAUCUCUAUGAUGGGAGGGUGAAAGGACAAGUCUAGAGAGGCUACGUCUCAAUGGGUUGGUGCAAGCACAACUCUGAAUGGUAAUGAGUCAGUCCCCUUUGUAUCUGAAACCUGAGGUCCAGAGCUACCAGUUGGAGUGCUGGCUUUAGGUCGGUGGUUGGGAACCAGCAGCCAAGAGAAUGCAUGUGGUAAAUAACUAACCAUGAAUUAAACCCUCCACAUUGUCCUCCUCCUGUCCAAACCAGAGAGCUCCAGCAACAGUAUGUUGCCCCCUUAUUAGCAACAAUUCAGAUUUAACCUUAGACUGACAGUCUUCAGGGUUGCAGGGCUGUACGUCAUCCAAUGCCUUGCCCCCUGUGAAGUGGACCUUCUCCCACUCAGGAAGCGUGGGUAGGGAACAGACACAUUCUGUUGCUGAAGGGAGGGUUUACUGUGUGUCAGGAAGCUGGUAUUGCUGCCAAUUCAGGAGGAACUAGGACUUUAGCAUGACCCAGAGCUGUAUCCCUCCACACCUGUAACAUGGCAACAUUUCCACCAUCCAAUGUCCUGCCAGUGAGGGCUACUGAGCAGCAGUUCCAGUCAUUUGUUGUCAUGGUUACUGAGCAGCCUAUCAAACCAGCCUGAUAGAUUUAAGCUUGCUCGAAGCAGCUAUUGGCCUCCCUCAGCUCCUAGGCUCCAAAGCCACAGCACUCCUGGACUUUGACCAAAAGCCCAACUCAUGAAAACCAGCCACUGCUUCAAUCACCAAAUAAGACUAGCUGCUUCAGAUCCCAUCAGACCCAAAUUAGACAAAGACUUUAAGAUGGGUUUCACCAGCAAUCAAUUAUAGUCACUCGAUUCACUCCAUUUAGCAAUAGAACCUUCAGCAACUCUGAAGGAAUGCUGCAGUCAGCCAAGAAACAACCUGGGACUGACAUAAACUGCAGGAGAAAUAAAACCCAGCAUUGCUUCAGGGGGAGAAUGCAAGUGCUUGAAGCGUUCUUCAUGUUUACUGCCUCUGACAUUAUGGAAUCCCCUGAGUUUGUGGGCAAAACUUUUGUUUCUGCCUUUAUCCAGGCAAUGGGGCUGCUGGCUCCUCGCCCAAAGGCCUAGUUGUAAAAAGAGGAGGGUACUGUUCUAGCAAAACCGAGGUCGAGGGCUCAAAUCCCACCACGGCACGGCACGAGAUGGAAUUCCAUAAAUCUGAUGCCAGGGAAAACCAUUCAAAUGCUCAGAUGAUUAGUUAACUCUUUCAGAGAGGGGAAACCACCACUGUUACCUGGUCUGCCCUGGGUGGCCAGCACUCUCUGAAGUGGCCUCCCAGUAAGCAAUCACUCCAAGGAUAAUGAGCGAUGGACAAUAUACAUAUGUUUGCUGUGACUACCACAUAGUAACAAGCGAGCAUCUGCUGACUGUGUCAUUGCAGCAGCCUCCAAAUCUCCUCACUGCAACAUUUUGUAUAAUUCUUUAACAAUUCAUGGUGUCCAUAACUGAUGCUGGCUUAAAACUUAAAUUCCCAGCAGCCAUGGUGGGAUUUGAACCCGCAUCUCUGGAUCUAAUGGGCCAGCAACUUUCUCACUGGGCUACUGUACAUUACGAUACCCUAUGCUAGCUCACUCUAUCACCUUGUUCUGCAUAUUUGUACACUGUGUUGUUCAUGACUGGAUGAUGUUUCCAAGGUAGCUAUAAGCUGCAUGCAUCUAGUGCUGGUUACCCUGGUUAAGGUGCCAUUUCUAUGGAAUAAGUUAUAACAUUUACAGAUUUAAAGCUGUUCAUUGUAUAAAUACAUUGUAAUUUUGAUUGGGACUCUCUCUCCUGCUGUGUACAUUUUAACAGGAGAAUGCAAGUUUACUUGGUGACGGGACGUGAUGACUCACUGACCUUUCACCUUUGGGAUCUGGGCUACCCUGGAGGUGCAGGUGUUUAUUUGUCAGAAGGUUGGCAUUCAUGUUUGCAUAUUUCUCAGAGGUAAAGAGGUAUGAGACCCAAACCGGCCUGCCUGGUGCAGACUGCUAAGUUAUAAGAGUGGGGGGAAGGUGCGGAGAGAGACAUUCCUCCACUCUCGACCCUGGUUCAGGCUAGAAGCCUCCAAGGUCAUCACUCGGAUACUAGGUGUCUGUGCCACAUCCUUCAACCUGUGUCUAAAGUCAGUGCAUCACCUGUGGCACACUGACUGAAAUUCAUUGCAUUAUUGUAAAAGUUUCAAUUGAAUGAUAUAUAUAUUAUUAUAUACCACUGCCAUCUUAAGCCAGCACUCCCUCCGGGGGUGCACCUGUGCAGGCACUUUGUAUAUGUACACAGGUAAUAACUGAGCUACUAUGCACGUGUAUGCAGGCCAUGUACACAGCAUCAGCAAAUAUCUAAGCAGAAAUAUUUGAUGCUUGGAUCAAAUAUGGUUAUUGACAGCUGAUUUAUACACUGGAAUAGUGUGAGGAUUUUCAGAUAUUAUUGGAUGUUUAAUGAUUAUACACCAUCAAAACACUGAUGUAACAUUUCUAUUUGGUGUCAUAAUUAAAAAUAUCCUUACCAUCUCAUGAUAAA
Molecule: messenger RNA, 6067 nt
Organism: Pristis pectinata (smalltooth sawfish)
Lineage: Eukaryota; Metazoa; Chordata; Chondrichthyes; Rhinopristiformes; Pristidae
Gene: arhgef19
Product: Rho guanine nucleotide exchange factor (GEF) 19
Exons: 16
Coding region: 421-3321 (966 amino acids)
Biological process (GO): regulation of actin cytoskeleton organization; activation of GTPase activity
Molecular function (GO): protein binding; guanyl-nucleotide exchange factor activity
Source: RefSeq, a predicted model, not a curated record